Messenger RNA from Pocillopora damicornis (cauliflower coral), 2797 nucleotides. RefSeq names its product H(+)/Cl(-) exchange transporter 6. Gene Ontology annotation, biological process: chloride transport; transmembrane transport. The record is from RefSeq and is a predicted model, not a curated record. Gene Ontology annotation, cellular component: lysosomal membrane; intracellular membrane-bounded organelle. Gene Ontology annotation, molecular function: voltage-gated chloride channel activity. Lineage: Eukaryota; Metazoa; Cnidaria; Anthozoa; Scleractinia; Pocilloporidae.
UUUAAAUGUUCUAAAAUUCAGGUUUAUUUGUUGGUAAAGAAGGACCCAUGAUACACAGUGGUGCUAUUAUAGGUGCUGGAAUACCUCAGUUCCAAAGUAUUGCAUUUCGUAAAAUCAAAUUCAACUUCCCUUAUUUCCGAACAGAUAGAGAGAAGAGAGAUUUUGUAUCUGGAGGAGCAGCUGCUGGAGUGGCAGCUGCAUUUGGUGCACCCAUCGGUGGAGUGUUGUUUAGUCUGGAGGAAGGAAGUUCGUUUUGGAACCAGGGACUUACCUGGAGAAGUUUCUUCUGCUCUAUGGCUUCCACAUUCACAUUAAACUUUUGUUUAUCUGGCAUACAAGGCUAUGGCUGGGGCUCUUUUAAUCAACCAGGAUUACUAAACUUUGGAGUUUUUAGUUGUCAUGGAGAGGAGAACUGUAACCUGUGGAACAUACAAGAUGUUCUGAUCUUUAUAGCUAUGGGCUUCGUAGGUGGUCUCCUUGGAGCAUGGUUUAAUGCAUUGAACAAGCAUCUCACAGUGCAUCGCAUUUUGCAUGUGUAUUCUCGAUCCAAGCAUGUGAGGAUUCUUGAAGCAGUCCUGGUUGGUUUGAUCACCACAUCAGUAGCAUUCUUUGGUCCAAUUUAUCUUGCACGUUGUAAAACACUUCCAUCGGGUAGUGUCUCAUCUGCAAAUAACACUAUAUCCUAUUUUUGUCAAGAAGGACAGUACAAUGACAUGGCAACAUUGUUCUUCACCUCCCAGGAAUCAGCAAUACGGCACCUUUUUCACCUGGAUGGUGCCUUCAGUUUAACAUCUUUAGGAAUUUUUUUUAUUUGUUUCUACUUCCUGGCAUGUUGGACGUAUGGAGCAAGUGUUCCUAGUGGUCUGUUUGUUCCUUGCUUGCUGUGUGGUGCAGCUUAUGGCAGGUUUAUUGGCGAGCUCUGCAGGCUACUGGGAUAUGAGCACACUUACCAUGGGACGUUUGCGCUGAUUGGAGCGGCGUCUUUUUUGGGUGGAGUUGUGCGCAUGACCAUCAGCUUAACUGUCAUCCUGAUAGAAUCAACCAAUGAGAUCAGUUAUGGUCUGCCCAUUAUGAUUACACUCAUGGUAGCAAAAUGGUCCGGAGAUUUGUUCAAUGAAGGCCUAUAUGACAUUCACAUUCAAUUAAAGAGUGUUCCUUUACUUGAAUGGACAGCCCCUCAGGAAAUGUACAGAUUGAAAGCCUCAGACAUCAUGGAGUCCUGUCUGUCCUACAUUUACCCUCACACAAGAGUUCACUCCAUCAUUGGGAUUCUGAAGACAACAGCCCACAAUGCUUUCCCAGUGGUGACCGUUGACAAAAACACUCAAAGGUUACCACAAGGGAAUGAUUUUGAAUACAGAGUUGAUUCAUCAAAUGAAUUAUUUGCUCGCACAACCACCUUUUCAAGUUUGACAAGCGAGCAAAAACUGCGACGACAUUUAACAAGUCAUGGAGAGAGUAGUGUGCUGCAAAGGAAUAGAGCUGAGUCUGAACAUCAUCCAAGAAUUGAGGGUGUGAAGAAUAAGAGGAGAAAAAUUAAAAGUGAGAGCCAUCAGGAUGAUUUGAAGGUCACAACUUCUGCUCCUGGGAUGUCCUAUCCUGUUAAUGAAGACAACUUUACAAUUCAAGGGAGAUUGAUGGCUGAUCAUGGUGUUGAUGUCCCUAGUGGUGCAAUUAACCCAAAUUUUAGUACUGUAUCAGUCCCUGUUUUGACAGACCGGGAGGAGCCCCAGGCACUGACAUUUCAUGGGCUCAUUCUCAGGUCACAGCUGGUAACUCUUCUAAAAGAGAGAGUAUUCUACACUGAGAAUACACAGACACCCAAGAGACGUGACCUUAAUUUUGAAAGUAUGACUGAAGACUAUCCUCGGUUUCCUGACAUUCAUGACGUGCCAGUUGAAUUUGAAGAUCAACAGAAAAUUAUGGAUGUAACACCCUAUAUGAACCCUUGCCCAUAUAUGGUAUUUCCUUGGACCCCUGUGCCACUGGUCUUCAAUCUUUUUAGGACAAUGGGGCUGCGACAUUUGAUCGUGGUUAACACUAAAGGGCAGCUUGUGGGAAUGAUAACACGUUACAAUUUAACCCAUGAAUACAUGGAGCACUGUUUAGAAAACCUUGGCUGAAACUAAAAGUACUACUUGCUGGAUGUAAAAUUAGACAAUCUGCUGGGAUUUAAUUUUUAUAACACUUUAAUUAGGAAAAUAUUCCUCACCAUUUGUACCAUAAUUUUUUUUUCCAGUGGAAAGUAAUUACUUUUUUAUGCUGUGAAUGGAGGGGUGAAUGAAUAAAUUAAUGAAUGAAUUUAGUGACUGGGAGAAAAGGAUUACAGAUGUAAGAAAUAUUAAAUUUUCCAUGUAAGAAAUAAAAUUUUAGAUUAACUUAAGAAAUUGAUGGAUUUUUGCAGUUUAUUUUUAUAGGAAGAGUAGAGAGGAUUCAUGCAGAAAAAGAUGUUUCCUACAUAAAUUUGCAUGAGUAGUAAUAACAAUUUUUAAAUAGGUAGAAUUAAAAAUUGCAUCUAUCUAAUUUUUGGAAAUUUUAGGCUUAGUUGUAGUUUGGUAAUACAACCAUUUUCAAAUUUUAUGUUUGUGAUGCAGAGACAAAAUUUCAAUAGGAAAAUGAAAAAAGAAAUGAAUUAAACCAAAUGCAAAACAUAGGUGUAAAAGAUGCUUAUUUUAAUAAUUAGUUUCUGUUUAAAAGAAUAUUUUACAUACAUUAGAAAUAAGAAUAUUCUGUUAUUAAAAUUACAAGUUGUAAAAGUUUUUUUAUAAAAUUAAAUAAAGGCCAAAAUUUAUGCAUA